AUGGAUAAGAUAAACUUGACCAAGGAGGAAUAUGAUCUAGUUGAAAAGGUUUAUGAUAUGUUCAAGAAGGGACAACAGGUAGACAAGGCGACUCUUGAGAAGGUGGUACAUAUGCAGAAGAGUGUACAACUGCUCAAGCCACCUUAUAAGAAUAACUUGAUGAGUCAGUUCAGUACUGGUAUGAGUCAGCCUUUGAGCGAGACACCACAGAAGUCAUACAGCACUGUAAAGCAGGUCAUUGAACGAAUGGAGCAACUCAAGAAGCUGGGCAAUGACGCGUUCACCAGAGAGGAGUACUGGUUCUCUGUGUCAUACUACACGAUGGCACUAAGAUGUUUCGAUAAACACUCAAUGUCACUUGCCAAUGCUGAUGCACAGGAAGUGAAAGAGAUGAGGAAGUUGGCCGCGAUCAUUUCCACCAACUUAUCCCUAUCAUACGUUAAACAGGACUACAUUCAAGAGUCAGCGACCGUUGCCGAGAAGGCGAUUGCCUAUGACGAGACGAAUGCCAAGGCAUUCUUCCGAUCGGGCUACGCCCUACAGCGACUGGGCAUGGUGGACAAGGCCACGGCACACUAUCAACAUGGACUGAGACUGGCCACAAGCAGCAAGAACAACGCACUUCAUGGACAGAUCAAGAAGGAGCUGGAUCAUGUCUUCUUGCAGCAGAGGCAGAAUGCUGCCAAUCGUAUACACACACGAACACGUAUCGCCAACGACACAUCAUUCUCUGCAUUCCCCGUCAGCCUCGUUUGGGAUCCGGUCAAGGGCAGGACACUCUCGGCCAACAAGGACGUCCCCAAGGGCGCCCUAAUCCUUCGUGUUGCUCCCUUUGGUGCUGCACUGAUCGAUGAAACCCUGUCCACUCAUUGUUCUUCAUGCUUUCGUAACAUAAGCUUCUGCAAACAUGUACAUUGCUCAAAGUGCAAGAUGAAUACAAUGUGCGAGGCAUGUAAUAGUGACAAGACGAUCGCUGAGGAGCAUGCCAAUGAAUGCGAUUUGUUGGCCUUCUUGCACAAGCACACUCCCAAUGCUCAGACGACAGACUUCCGAUUCAUGAUUCGUGUGCUGUUGCGAGCAGUCCAGCACUUGGAGGGCAAAGCCAACAAGCAAAGCACACCGGAAUCAUGGCGAAAGGAUGGCGCACCAUUCAUCUAUGACACGUUGGACGACCUGGAUCACCUCUCGGAUGUGCCAUCCAACAUUGACGAGAAGAAGAUGGAAGCUUUCACCACGGCCACAGGUGCGAUCACCAGAGUGUUUGACAUGGUCAAGGGACCGACAUUCCUAGCGCAACUGGGCAAGCAGCACAUCUUAGACCUUUACUCCAAGAUAUUGUUCAAUGCACACGAGUACAUUGACCCUCUCCAUCAAACGGCGGUUGCACGAGGCAUCUUCCCAACUGGAGCCUACCUAAAUCACUCGUGCCAACCCAACUGCAUCUGGUACACGGACAACAAUGGCAUGUUGGCCUAUCGCAGCACACGGGUGAUCAAGGCAGGCGAGGAGAUCGUCACCUCCUAUCUGGACAUCACGAUGGACCGAUCAAAGAGGAUCAAUCGACUGCUGGAGCAAUACGCAUUCUACUGCACGUGUAGUCGAUGCAGUGCCGACGACAAUGAGUAUCACUGCCCCGACUGCCGCGAGCCACUGAGCACCAAGCAUCUGAAGAUCUGGGAGCCACAGCCAUCGAUCAACUUUGACGGACGUGUGCAUCAGUGCAGCAAGGGACAUGCCACGAUGUCUGCAAUGUUCGAGGUGCUCCAGGAGAUGUCGCACAAUCUACCUAUCUUUGGAAAAGGACCAGUCAUCGACAUAGGCCUGCGCUCGUUCUUCCAGGAUGGAAGCAUGAUGGUGCUGAAUCACUAUUCGUCGCGAGCUACCCAAGCAAUGGAGAAUGGUUUAUAUGAUUUAGUACCAACUACAAUGGACAGGCUGUGGCAGUGCUACAAGGAUGCAUUUAAAGACCCCAGGGACCUAAUACCAUAUCGAUACGUUGGAGACUGUGUUCAAGUGCUAUUCCCCUUGGCCAAGCGUGAUAAGAGCAUCCCGAUAAUGGGUCAGGUCAAAGAAAAGUGUCGAGCAACACUAGAGCUACAGAUACAACUAUCUACACAUCACAUACUUUGUGAGUUUGAACAACUAUUUACAAUCAAAUAA
Messenger RNA from Acytostelium subglobosum LB1, 2160 nucleotides. RefSeq lists its product as hypothetical. The record is from RefSeq and is a predicted model, not a curated record. Gene Ontology annotation, molecular function: protein binding. Bases 1 to 2160 code for a protein of 719 amino acids. NCBI's taxonomy places the organism in Eukaryota, Evosea, Eumycetozoa, Acytosteliales, Acytosteliaceae. The transcript has 2 exons.